AUGUCUUUGGCCGAUAAAAGACUUGAAAACCUACAAAUCUACAAAGUCCUCCAGUGUGUCCGUCAGAAGGACAAGAAGCAGAUUGAAAAGCUCACCAGACUUGGAUACCCUGAACUCAUCAACUUCACCGAGCCUGUCAAUGGAGAUAGCGCCCUUCACUUGGCUUGCGUCGCCAACGACAUUGACAUGUGCCACUUCCUCUUGGAGCUCGGCGCUCAUCCGGACGUCCAGGAUCGAAUGGGGCGCACCCCAGCGAUGAAAGCUGCCGAACUCGGCCACGACUUGGCAUUGGAUGUGUUGGUGCAGGCGGAGGCGGAUAUGACGAUAGUUGACGAGGAAGGAAAAGGUAUUUUGUUCUAUUGCAUUUUGCCCACCAAGCGGCACUUCCGCUGUGUUCAAAUGGUCCUGGAGUAUGGGGCGGAUGUGAAUAACGUGACGUUUGACGGGAAGCCGGUUUUCUUGCAAGCCUGUGAGCAAGCUCACGAGAUCAAGGAUAUGUGCAUGAACUUCUUGGAUAGAGGAGCGAACCCCAAUUCGGUGAACCUCGCAACGGGACGCUCUGCCCUGAUGGAAGCAUCGAGAGAAGGUGUUUUGGAAAUAGUCCGUGGCAUCCUCGAGAGAGGCGGUGAUGUUAAUAUUUUUGACAAUGAAAGACACCACGCGGCACAUUUUGCAGCUAAAGGAGGUUUUUUUGAGAUCCUGAAGAUUAUUUCGGCUUAUGACGGAGACGUGGGCCUCAUCGCCAUGAAUGGAAACACCCCCCUUCACUAUGCCGCUGCGGGGGGUUUUACCGAAUGUUGCAAAUUUAUAGGUCAAAGAGGCUGUGAUCCAACAUGGAGGAAUUUGGAGAAAAAGACGCCCAGAGCUGUUGCGAAAGACGCUGGAUUUAAAGCAGCAGCCAAGGAAAUUCGUAAAAUCGAACGGCGCUUUGCCAAGUAUUCCAAGCCCAAGCCGGGAGUCAAGAACCCGAACCCACCCUGGGCAGUCAGGCUGCAUGACUGGUCAGUGGAACAUCAGGAAACCCUUCGAGAGGUCUUCGAGGCUGUAGACAGAGGUGACGGAACAGUAUCCAAAGAGGAUUUUAUUGCUGUCAUUGAGGAGCGGUGUCCCUUUGCGAAUACCGAACAACUCCCCACAAUUGCUCAGGCUCACGAGAAGACACGCACUGGGGGAGUGAACAUCGAGGAAUUUUUGAGGGGCAAUCGGUACUUGCAGAAGGCUUUCCUCCUUUCAUCUUACGGUCCCAAAAAGAAGAAAGGCAAGAAGGCGAAAGGCAAGAAGGGCAAGUUUGUCAUCCCAUUACCAAUCUGUGUCAUCCCAGAGGAGUCCCGGCCACGGCGCCCUGAUGGCGGGCCUCCGGAUUACAUGGUACAGACCUAUCAGAAUGUUACCGACUGCAACCGCUUCAAUCGCGAUCAUCCGCCCGAGCAUCCUAUGCAGGACGAUUCCUGGUGGUACAUCGAGGACCCGAUGCAAAACUUUUCGAACAUCAACUACCUCACUAAAGCUGGGGACCUGUCUUCCUUAAAGAAGGCUUUUGAGUUAGGGGUGCCUGUGGAUGUGAGGGACCAUUUCUUCAAAACGCCUCUGAUGGCAGCCUGUGCAAUUGGUAAUAUGGAAGCUGUGCAAUUCCUUUUAGAAAAAGGGGCUAGUGUGAACGCAACAGACAAUUUCAUGUGGACCCCUCUCCACCACGCUUGCCAUGCUGGUCAACAGGACAUUGCUGAACUCCUUGUGAAUUCUGGAGCAAAUAUAGAUGCUUUUACAAUCAACGAUGGCACCCCAUUAAUGAGAGGCAUUGAGAGCUCCCGAUUGGACACGGUGCAGUAUUUGAUCAACGGUGGAGCUAAAGUUCAGAUGACAAACAGAAGAGGUCAGAAUGCACUGGACAUAGCCAGGGCAUAUGCUGACAACCGUUUAAUCCACUUGGUGCAAGACACGCUGGACCGCUUGCCCAAGCCACCUGAAAACAAAGCGGAUAAACAGAAAGGGAAGAAAGGUGCCAAACCCAAAGCCUCCAGACCCAAGCUCACGGAGUCUACUGCGAAAGAACCAGGGAAAGAAGAGGUUAAGGCCCUGCCACAACUUGAAGCUGUCAUUGAGAAAUCUCUCUUUGAAGAGAAGGAGGAGUCUCUCAGGGAUAACGUCGUCCAUCUGAAUUCGCUAAUAACUAGAGGAGCUACAAGGAAAGUCAAUAUCACUUUUACGCCAAAGCGAACAUGGAGUCCCGAAGCAACCACCGAAGAUCUCCUAAGGAAGAGAGAGCUGCGCCGUCAGCGUUUUACUUACGAGGUGGACUUUGACGACUUCAUGAUGCCGUUUAAGAGGAAUUUCAUGGAGAAAGCCCGUAACUUAAACCAGGCGUUGGCCUUGCGCUAG
Messenger RNA from Eublepharis macularius, 2379 nucleotides. RefSeq names its product ankyrin repeat and EF-hand domain containing 1 (gene ANKEF1). Gene Ontology annotation, molecular function: calcium ion binding; protein binding. The transcript is spliced from 9 exons. Lineage: Eukaryota; Metazoa; Chordata; Lepidosauria; Squamata; Eublepharidae. The record is from RefSeq and is a predicted model, not a curated record. The coding region runs from base 1 to 2379 and encodes 792 amino acids.